GAAUUUGUUGUCAAUUGUCGUGCCUAAAAGGCAAAAUAAGUAGUUAAAAGUUUUGCUAAAUCGACUUUUUGUCUAGCUAGACUAGCAAAAGCUGUUCUCGUCUAGAAACAAAAUAUUUCAAAUGAAAAGUUUGAAAUGGCAAUAUCCUCACCUUCGGUGUUUUUAUUGAUGGUAGGCGGCCAAAUAGAGACAGGCGAGUUUCAAGAGUUUGAUGACAUUUAUUGCCGUUACAACUUUGUGUAUGGACAGGAUUGGGUCAUAACUUCAGGCUUAGAGGAGGGAAUUACCCAGACUGCCAGGAAAUCUGUUGAUGAUAGACAAAAGUUUGUUCUGAACUUUCCAUUGGAUAUUACAUUCAAAAGUACCAAUCCUUAUGGAUGGCCUCAGGUUGUUGUUCAUGCAUACGGACAUGAUGUAUUUGGUAACGAUGUGGUGAGAGGUUAUGGUGCUACACAUAUUCCUAUGGUUCCUGGCAGGCACACAAGGAGAAUAGCAAUGUUUGUGCCUGAGUCUUCAUCCCAGUUCCAGAAAAUGACAGCCUGGUUGAUGGGCAGAAGGCCAGAAUUUGUAGAUGCCAGGGUCAUAGCACAGGGGGAGGGCAGAGAAGUGACCCGAGUGCGAUCUCAAGGAUUCAUAACACUCUCAUUUAAUAUAAUUAUGAAGGACAUGAAAAAGUUAGGCUACGAUGUGACACCAUCUGAUGUGGCCAAUCCUACCAUUCCAGAAAGUUCUAACGCAGGUACAACGUCAACACCUGCACAGACUCCAAGGUAGCAAGGUGUUUGAUUCAUAAGGUGGCAAAACAUUGACAUUGUACAACAUGUGAAAGGAACAUCUAGUGUUUAUGAUGUGAUUGUGAUUCAUAUAACCAAAAAAGGAAGCAGGAUGUAUUUAAUUCCAUAUAUGGCAGAACAUGAACAUUACAUAACAUGGCAAAGCAGAGAGCCAGCACUUAAAAAAGUGAUUUUUCAACCACCUUGGUAAAACAAACAUUUAUGCACACUACUAGCUCUCCAGGCAGGGAUUCCAGCAGCAGACAACAUGCAAUUAUCUGUGGAAGUUUUUCCCAAAGUUGUCUAUGCUUUUCGAAUCCAUAUCUAUAUAAAAAUUAUAAAUUUCCAAUAAUUUUGUUUCAAUUUGUUGUUUCAAAUGUGGUUGGUGUUUGGUGGUCGGCGGUUGGUGUUCCGCAUCUGUA
Messenger RNA from Owenia fusiformis, 1195 nucleotides. The record is from the annotation of a GenBank genome assembly. NCBI's taxonomy places the organism in Eukaryota, Metazoa, Annelida, Polychaeta, Sabellida, Oweniidae.